AUUUGGCUGGGACUGCGUCUCUCUCUCUGCAGCAGCAACACCGCAGGCGGUGGGCUAGUGGCUCAGCUUCCUUUCUAUUGCCUGCGCUGCGGACCUGCUCAACACGUUUGCUAUCUACUGCACGGCUACUCGAGACAGAGUAGCCAGGACAGGAUGGAUUUCUUAGCGAACAUCGGCAUCCCUGGCACCGAAUUCACCACAGGGAUAGGGUCGCUGAUCGAAAAAGCCACUUCCGAAUCCCUCGUCAACACGGACUGGGCUUUGAACAUGCAAAUUUGUGAUGAGAUCAACCAUCAGGGAGAUGGACCGAGUCACGCCGCGAAGGCCUUGAAGCGCCGUCUCAAGAGCGACAACCCGAAAAUUCUUGGGCUGACGCUAACUCUGUGCGAGACGACCAUGAAGAACUGCUCCAGGCCGCUUCACCGAGCUCUCGGCGCAAGAGAGUUUCUGGCAGAGGUCGCAGGGCUCUGCAACGGACAGAAGGGAUAUGAGGUGCGUAGUCGCGCUCUUGGCCUUAUCCAAGACUGGGGAAUCGCUUUCCAAUCGGACAGGAGCCUCGCUUACUCGGAAACAUACGGCCGCCUGAAGGCCCAGGGUGCUCGUUUCCCAGAGGCAACAGACGCAGCAACCACAGCCUUCACGCCUGCGGCGGCGUCUUACGGUGCCUCAUCCUCCUCGUCCGCAGCUAUGGCGGGCGCUGGUGGCGGUGGCGGAGGUGGUGGCGGUGGCGGUGGCGGGGGGGGAGGAGUGAGGAGUGCAGCCGAAGCGCCCCCCCAAACGAUGGAGAAGCUAGAAGAAGAUCUCCAGAUGGUGAAGGACAAGAUCACGUUGUGCCGUGAGAUGCUCCCCGAGUCGGCUGGCGUAGACAAGGACACGGCUCUGUCAGAGGUGGUCGGGUUCCUCGAGGCAUGCCGACCUAGGAUGGUUGAUCUUGUCGAGGCCGGGGUGGGCGGCGCGCUUGGAGAGGACACCUUCGCCAAGUGUCUACAGAUCAACGACGCGCUGCUUCGCACGCUAGACGCCGAGCGCGAGGGUACUCCUAUUGCGGUGGAGGAUGAUAUCUCGGGUGGAGCGGCACCACUGCUAGACCUCGAUGGUGGCAGCGAGGACCCCCUCAAGGGGAAGAUGUCAACCUUCUCAAUCGGCGAUGACGGUGACGAUUUCGCUGAGUUGCGGAAAGGCAAACCUCCCGCGGCUGCGGGGAAGGGCGCAAGUGGCAGCGUGACCAAGCUAGGAGCUGUCCCACUCAAAACACCAGCAGCAGAGCCUCCCAAAGCCACUCCUGCUGGUGACGAUGACCUCGACGACUUUUUGAACAGCCUCACCGACGAUGCGGGACCGGCAGCAGCAGCAGGGGCGGCGGAUGACAAGCUAGACGUCGAAGAGCUGGACAAGGUGUUGGGCUGAGCUAUGGCGCAGUUAUGCCCCCUCAGCAGCGGACUCGUGCAGUGGGCUGAGGACAAGCAGUAAAACCCGUUGAUUUUGAAGUAGCCUUACGAAUUGUGUGGUUGCCAUGCCAAUUGCCGAAAGCAACCCGGUGUGGUUGCUAACGUAUUUGGCAACCCAGCUCUGGCAUGACUUUUUGCACUCGAUACAUUUUUUUUUCCGAUGCGCGUUACGCGUUUAAAAGGGCUUGGCCUCUGGUUUUCGUUGGAUGGUGCAGCCUUGUAGGACUGUCAUCUCGUUUGAAUCUGAUGUUGCUUCCGUUGGCCAAAACGAACAACACCGCUUGCCUUGGUGUCUGUUUUCUGUUUUCUGUGGUCGUGGUAAGGGUUCCAGUAGCGUCUCGAAAUUGACUCUUCAUCUCAUCGAAUCUUGACCCGAAGCAUCUACAUACAAGUCGUGUGCUACAUCACCUUGUUACUAUUAUAGUUCCUAGACGUCCGUCUCCACCCUCCAGUUUUUAUUGUCUUGCAAGGCUAAACCUGUUUCAACAGAG
This is a messenger RNA of Ectocarpus siliculosus, 1939 nucleotides long. The record is from the annotation of a GenBank genome assembly. Lineage: Eukaryota; Phaeophyceae; Ectocarpales; Ectocarpaceae.